AUGUCAAUAAGAAGAAAACCAAGCAAGUACGGUGUGUCAUCUUCUCACGCGGAUGAAGACGCUCUACCAACAGCAAAUCAGACCAGUUUCUUCCAAAAGGGACGCGAAUUCGAAAGUCGCUAUGUAAAUCACCAUUACACGGAAGAGGAAAAGGAGAAGCUCGCUACAUUUGAAAGUGUAGACUAUCUACCUCCUCACAGUGCUGUGUACAAGGUCAGUGAGCGACUCUGAAAGAAGUAAAUAGCGAACGCCACAAUUUAGCGCGGUCAAGGGUAGAGCGAGGGUGUGUGCAUCGUAGGUUGCUUCCGGGAAGGUCAAGGCAAAGCUCUUACACGUUUCUCGAUCUCAAAGUUUGCUCUCCAACUAGAAAUUUGCAAAGAGAAUGAUUUACCGUUUUAGGUGGACAUACGUUACGGAACUGAGGUGCUUGACUCACUUAAAUCUAGGGUGUCGUAUUCAAAAUAUUUUUCUUGUUAGUGCAUGUUAUUGCUUAACCCAAGAUCUGAUUGUUAAUUCUCCCUUAAGCAUCUACACAUUUCUUUUUAAGGAAGGUACAAGAAUUUGGUGUUAGAUCAAGAUGAAAACUUCUACCUGACAAAUUUUGAUUAUUCUCAUUACCUGUUUGCUGGAUAACAUAUAGAUAUUGUAGGAAGAAGUUGCAUGUUAAUCACUUCUGGAGGUUGAAGGGGUUAAGUUUGACAUGUAUAAUAACACUUGAAUCUAACGUUUACCUGCUUUUAGGGUCAUACACUCCAUAACUCAGUUUGCUUAUGUAUCUCACUUAUUGGACAUUGUUUUGAAUGGGUCCAGGGUUUAAAAGGCCUCAUUGGCAUGCACACUUCCCUCCAAAACUCUUUCUAAGUGUCUCCCUCCUUCAGGAGGUCGUUUGUUAAUUUGAAUGAUUUAUUUGUUAAUUCUAGAACUGGUUAAAGCAGCAGCCAUCACGUCUUGAUUGGGACCGGUGGGUGAUGAUGGGAAUGAUCGGAUUCUCAGUUGGAUUUAUUGGAUUUCUUAUGCAUCAACUUAUUGAUGUCAUAUCAGAGUAUGUCUUACUGAUGUUGUAUUACAAAUAUUAUACAGUCAUGUCUUUUAUCGAAAAAAAAAAUCUUAUUUAUCCUUGUUGUGUGCAAUAUAACUUGAUGAACACAAAUGUUCAAUUUGAUGUUUGAUGUAUAUCUUGGCAUAUGCAAUUCUUAGGUUGUGUGCACAGCUUUUGAGUGCAUAGAUUGCAAAUGCAUGUAAACUGUUGUAGCUGUGUGUGUCGAGUUACAGUCAAAUCGCUGCCAAUGAAGAUGUAAAAUAACCUGGCAUCUAAAGCUCAAAUCAAGUUAAAAUUGUGAGAAAUAAUCAGUCAAUUUCUGUUUGCACAGGACUUUUCAGUGGGGUUGGCAGUUAAGGGGUUCAUUAUACAGCUCUUUCAUAAAUGAUAGGAUUCAACACUAAUUAUUAUUUUAUUGACAUGCAAAUUAUAACUUAAGCUGCUUUCCAUCCUUAUUUGUUGGUAACAUUUUAUAUUAUUUAGAAAUGUUGGCCAGAAAGCCUUUUAAGACUUAUUUAAUCCAAGGAUAGGCAUGGGAUUUUCAGAAGAGGUCUUCUUAAAAUUUGCUAAAUUAUUAUUAUUAUAAUAAUUUAUUAAUUUGAAAGCUUAAAUGUACACAUUGGCUGUCUGUUUUUUUGUUUUUUGUUUUUUGAUUUUUGUUAAAGCAAGUCUUUGCACUCUUUAUCUAUUGAACAAUGUAAUAACUGGCAAUGGCUUCUGGAAGAACAUGGAAAAGGUUUACCAUACAAUAACUGCCUUUCCUUUUGUUGUUUUUAAUUAUGGUAGAGAUAAUUAUUUUGAUAUUAAGCAUGUUGGUCUAUCACUGGUAAAGUCACAAGGUAAAGGUUUGCAAGUGACCUGCAAUGAAAGCUUCAGAGCUAUGACCUGUAAUAGUAAGAAUCUCAUUACUGAUAUAAGAAUUGUUGAAUAGUGUAAAAUACAUAUAGUUUACACAGUAUGUAUGUAUUUGGUAUUUUUCUUCCAUUUUCAAUAGAGUGAAAUGGGACAAAGCCUCUGAGUUUAUAAAGGUAUGUGAGUAAAAAUUACUGUGGUUAUGUUUUCUGUUUCCUUUCAUUUAAUGUUCACUCGAAAGAAAACUCAAAAUUGUUAACUAAAGGCAACGUACUUAAAAAACAAACCACAUUAUUUGAUUUAACAUAAUACCAAAAACAUUGAAAAACCCUAGAAAUAUUACUCAUUAAUUAGUGAUUCCUUUCCUUUCUGUGAAAAUUACAUGUAAACAAAUCAGUUCUUUCUCUAUAGGAUCGUGAGUUUGGCUUAGCUUGGAUAUGGGUCAUUGGUUACAGUGUACUUUUUGUCGUAGCAAGUUCUGUUCCAGUUGUGGUGGGUAUACAACUUAAAAAUUAAUUUUUCUCUCUGACUCUUUUAUUCCCAAGAUAUAGAUAUCAAUUCUCUACAGUACUGUCUGCUGUACUUUUUCCAUAAUUUUAGCUUUGAAAAUUUCAUCACCUUUCUGCUUAAGUCUGUUUUCAUUUUUGGAGAAGAAAUUCCUUUUUGGUUCUUUAUGGGAGUGAUAUGGGGAUUCCUAAUGAAAUAAAAUGAGAAAAUAAAGUCAGCAAAGAUUUGUCUUCUUCUAAACAAUAAAACUUGUUUGAUUUUUGGUUCUAACAGUAUUAUCGUCCUUCUGCUGGAGGUUCUGGCAUUCCUGAACUGAUCGGUUUCCUAAAUGGCACAGUAGUGCGACACAUCUUUAACCUCAAGACCAUGGUUGUCAAGUUUUUCUCCUGUGUUUGUGCAGUUGGUGCAGGACUUCCUAUUGGUCCAGAAGGUCCAAUGAUCCACCUUGGGUAUGGUUUUCAUCAGAUGUUUGUCUAUGUCUCAAUAUGUAUCAGAAUAAGUAGUAACUGAAAUUAUUGAAAAAAGUCUUGGGACACUUGAAAGUAAUGUUGUAAGUUUUGUAAAUUGUAUUAUAUUUUCUUUCUUACAGUAAUCAGCUUAAAAAAAUUCAUAUUUUUUACAUCCACUUGGCAAUAUUAAAUUAUCUAUUAGUUAAUAAUAUAGGGUUCCUAGGUCAUAAAGUGGUUGCCCAAAACGAAAAAGGAAAAAAGUAAAGGAAAAAAUGGAAAAGCACUCUUUGUUCAAUGUUAAUACUAAUGAAGCAUUUCCAACAUUUGGUGUGUGCAAAUGUUUAUCUCACUGUAAGUUUAGACCAUAAACAGUUAGUAGAUGAUAAAAAAAAUACAGCAGGCUACACGGCUGCUAAAUACCUCUCACCAUUGCAGCCAAAACAGCAGCUGUAUCAAGUUUGUAAUUAAGGUGGCUCCAGACCUACCAGCUGUUUUCUGUUUUGGGCCCUUAACGAUUUAAGCCUGAUUAUCCUUUCUUUCAUCCUUUAUUCUUAAUACCAUGGUGCAUGAUUCAGCAGUAUUACUGUGAAGAGAAAUUAGAUGCUAGUCACUCUAAGGGUUUAAAGGGUUAACUCCCAAGAUAUGAUUGUUGAUCCUCCCCUCUAGCUGGUACUCAUUUUCUUGGGAAUUGGGCCAUGAGAAUUUGGUGUUAGAUCAAGAUAACAACUUAACCUGAUAAAUAUGAAUAUUCUUAUUACCUGCUUGCUGGAUAAUGUAUGGAUGUUAUAGGAAGAAGUUACUUGUUAAUCACUUCUCGGAGUUAAAGGGUUAACAAAGUGGCAGUGACAAAGUGCCAGUGAUCAGAAAUUGAGAGAAGGUUCCAAUUUUAUUACAGGAGUUUGGUUGGAGCUGGUCUGAGUCAGUUUAAAUCACAGACUCUUAAGUUUAAACUGCCAUUCUUUGAGAGGUUUCGAAACACAGAAGACAGGUAAGCAGUGAUUUCAUCCUUCUCUAUCAAUAUAUUUUAUCCCAAGAAACCGUGGGAAUUUCAGGCAUAUAUUAAAUGAUUUUAUUUAUCAGUUCAGUCAAAGUCAGUCAACCAGAAGGCCUAACUAUCCUAAUAUUAAUCACAUCAAGCAUCUAAAAAUCUUCUCACUCCCCCAGGGAUACCAGUUAAUUGUGUGAGGGGUUCCCCUCCUUCACUUUCCCCCUAUUGCAGUUGAUUUCCCAAAUUUAUUUAAUUAGAGAACAUCAUCCAUUGCAGCUGUAAUAGCAUCAAGGAUCUAGAAAUCUUCUCACUCCCCCAAAAACCAGUCAAUUGCACAGUCAGGUUCCCUGCACUUCUGCGGUUGUUUUUUUUUUCUUGGGAGUCUGCUUUUUACAGGCUCGAUCUUUGUGCAAUUUCUUAAAUCUCCUUCUGCAGGUGUAUUGGUAUUAUUUAUGUAUCAAAAUAUGGUUUAUUUACAAUCAUUUAUUCAUGAACAGAAUAUGAUGGUUGAUAUUAUCUUGAACAGGCGUAACUUCAUCUCAGCUGGUGCUGCUGCAGGUGUGGCCUCAGCUUUUGGGGCUCCAGUUGGUGGCCUGCUGUUCUCCAUGGAAGAAGUGUCGUCUUUUUGGAACAUGAAAUUGUCAUGGCAGACUUUCUUUGCUUGCAUGGUAUCUACAUUCACCACUGUGAGUAAUAAUCUAAUGUACCUGUGUAUUGUAGAAUUGAUGUCGUGAUCCCUUCCUUACUUGUGAGAUUUUUUAAGUCACCAAGACACAAACUGCAUAGGUGAUAAAACAUGUGAAUCUGAAAAUUUUGUUUUGUUUACUCAGUAAAUCUCUUACAGUGCUAGGAAAUCUAAUUGCCAAUGUGCUAAUACAAUUACCAACUUAUUUCUAUGGCAGAAUGUGUUUUUUAGUUCUUGAUUGAUAUAAUGUAAUCAUGAAUUCUUGCUGUUUGUAGGACUUGUUUAAUUCAGCAUUUGAAGGCUUCAAGUAUCAAGGAGAUUUUGGCUUGUUUAAAGCAGAAAAGAACAUUUUGUUUCAAGUGAGUAUAGACCAGAGUCAUUCUGUAAGGAUGCUUCUUUUUGCCCAGUUGCUCUCAAGCCAGCUAUAAGCCAGUCAUAAGGACAAUGCUUGGCCCAAUAACAAUUAUAAUAAUAAUAAUGAUAAUAAUAAUUUAUUUAUAUAGUGCUAUUUCUAUUGCUAUCCAAUAGCACUUUAUAAUGACUGAAACAAACAUAAUGUGCUUGAAAAAUCCUAAGUGGCAGGAGGCAGACCAGUUGCUUAUUUACAUAGCACAGCCAAGGAGUUGAACUUGAGGGGACUGAGAACAAAUCCAGUGAAUGGCAGGGUGGAGGACUUGAACCCGGGCCCACCAGAUUACAAGUCCAGAGACCUAACCACUUAGCCAAGCCACCUCCCUAAUGUGUCCCUUCUUAGUUCCUCUAGGGCUGUGCUAAAACUUUGAAAUAUUUGAAACUGUUCCCAAGCUACUGUGAUAUCUUAUAUCUGUUUAGUUGGACAUGAUUUAUUAAACCUGCAUCAAUUUUGAAAAGGAGAUUAGAAUUAUAGUCUAGAAAUAUCAUGAAUCUCAGCCAUGUGGAUGAUACAGUGGUCUGACUGUGAGAACAUUUGAGUUGUAGUGGAGAGGUCUGGGCCCAAGACCCAACAACUGUUGUGUUCUUUUGCAAGACUCUCAAUAGUUACAGUGCUCCAUUCCACCCAGGAGUAUUUAAUGGGUACUGGUGAAGUGACAAUGAUCCCUGGACAUAAGGAGUGCCCCUAGUUUCUUUGCCAUAUGGAAAGCAGGAUGAAGUUCAGCAUCAUGUGCCAUACUUCUUCAGUUAACAGAAUCUCACACUUCAGCGAUAGAUGAUUUUUUUCCUACACAAAUUGAUGUGGAUAACAAAUUAUAUGGUUUCUGGUGUGAACGUUUCAUCAAUCUUGUUUGUUUGUUUCUGUCAUUUCUGGCAGAUUAGUCAUGGAAUUGGAUUAAACAUCUUGGCUUUCAUACCAACUGUCAUUCUUGGAAUAAUGGGGGGUUUAUUAGGAGCUGUGUUCACUUUCCUCAAUUUAAAGGUACAUCAUCUUAAAGUUUUGCCUAUAAACAAUUAUAUUAUUAUUAUUGUAUGAGGCUUUUGUGAUAUCCAGAACAAUCAAGGUCGAGGUAGGGGUUAUAAGCCCAAGGCUGAGGCUGAUAACGCUUAUCAAGGCUUUGAUUAUUCUGGAUAUCACAAAAACCGAAUCUAAUAACUGUUUUACUGUACUUUGAAGGAAAGAGAAAUGGUCAUGACAGUAAGUGGAACUGAUAAUUAUUUUAUUUAUAAACGUGUAAAAAUAUACAAAUCAGCAUGCCACUCAAGGCGCGCGAACUUGACAUGAUUACCCCUUGAAAUCAUGCACUGCAGUCCAACAUAACAUAAUUGCCCGUCACCUUGAGUGACCUUCACAUGAUUAUUGUAUAAUAUGCAGCUAGAUGACGCCUCUGGCGCUGAUUUAAAAAAUUCACUGUACGCUUUCGGCCAAUCACAAAACAAUGUAGUGAGUUGAAUGUAUAAUAAUCGGAGAUAAUGGAUUUCUUGUUGUCUUAUUUCUUAGCUUCCAUUUAAUAGAUGAUUUCUUGUAAAUUUAUUUCCCUCUAGAUUGCACGCUUUAGAAGAUCAUGGAUUGCAAAGAUUAAUUCUAAACAAUGGAAAAACAUUGCCAAAGUGUCAGAGCCAGUGUUAAUCAUGGUAUGUUCAAAUAGGGUUCAUGUUGCUGUGCGUUUGUUCAAUAAUAGAUCACAGAUGACUUCAAAAUUUGGUAAGAUCUUUAAUUCCUAGUUUCUGUAAACUUCAUCGCCGGGCAAAGUAUAAAAACUGAUUUUCAUCAUAAACGGAUCUGAUAAAUAAUGGAAUUCUCAAAAUCAUUAGACCAGCCAGUUCUGACUGACAGUCAUAGCCGUCCUUUAUAUUUCGGCGCAUGUCAGAGUUGUUUUUGAUGAGCAGUCUGACAACUUUUUUUCCUUAUUAACUUAAUUAAGGUAAAUAAUUAUAUUAUUACUUAAACUUGUUUCACAGUUUGGUGAUCACGCACAGGGUAUGUUUCCCAGAUUUGUAAAAUCGGCUUUAAAUUUAGAACCACCUUGUACAGACUGUUCGAGAAUAGAUCUCAUUUCAAGUGUAAAAAGUCAUUCCUGAACAGGAACAUGACCUGCCAAAUUCAGGUUAAGGAGGGUCGUCAUUCUCCAUUAAACUACUUUCCUUGACAAAACUAACCGGGAUCUUUUGUUUGACAGAUAAUCACUGGUACAGCGUCAGUUUUUCUUCCUGCGGCAUUUCCUUGUACGCCGUUCCAUUGUUCCUUUACAUCAAAAGGAUAUAGGUAUAACACUCAAUUUAUGUUCUUCGUAGUAUCUCUCAGUUAGCUUUGUGUAGAAAAAGUCAGUCCAAAAUAAAAGAGCCAUUGUUUUCAUUUUAUUUAUUUUCUUCAGUCGAAAGUGUUUGACAGACACCCAGCACCCUCUACACACAGAAAGAGAUGUAAGAAACUACACAUGUCCUGCUGGUAUGUCAGUAACGAUUAAUGGAACUCAGUUCACCAACUCUUCUUAUAAUGAAGGUAAGAAUCGUUGGAUAAAGCUGAGGUUUGUAUUUUGCGCUUCAGUCAGAUGACUUUUACGAUGUAGCUUUUACGUCGCCAUAAAAGUUGCACAACGCUCGAACACAGUGCGAAACCUGCAUUCGUGUGAAAAAUUUGUCGCAUAGAAAGAUCUUGUAUUAACAAGCUCCUUGGGUGCCUUCAAGCUUUCAAGCGAAUUUCGCUCCCAAAAUAACUUAUUUUUGUGACGACGGUUGGUUUGAGAGCGCUUUUUGAAAGUGUGUCGUAAAACCAAAACCAAAUUAAUCACUACAGCCAUUUAGAAGAAAGGAUAAUAGCGGGGCUCGCAGAACGUAGCCCCAUAAUGAUACAAAAUGGUAGUAGUAACCCAUCAAGCCGAAAAAAAUUGGACUCAUGACCGUACGGGCGUCCGUACAAGGUGCUACUUUUAACAUGCGUGAUUAACUGUGCCGCGGGCGCGCCAACGCCACGGCUUUGUCCAGUAGUCCAGUGGUCAGUGCACCGGGCUCCGAGUCGGACGACCCGGGUUCUAGUCCUGGCCGGGGCAAGGCGUUGUGCCCUUGAGACGUGAAAAAAUGCGAGCUCCGCAUUUAGGUUUGGCUAAAUCUACAUAUAACCUUUAAGAGCCAAUGAGAGCUCAAAGUAAAACAACCUAACUGCCUAAAGCGCGGGAAAACGCGCGCGAGCAAGUCGUGAUUGGUUGUAGUUUUGUAUCUGAUUGGUUAAGAGAGUGGCGCGCUUUUUCUAUACCGAUCACAGAGCGAAGUAAAAUAUAAAACCAAUGCAAGAACGGAUUAAUUUCGACACUAUUGAAAAUUGCACCAUUAGGUUUGAUUUUCUUCCAUUUCUAGGUUUGCUAUAAACAGUUGAUCUGUGAAUAGUUCUCUUCAUCUCUUUUACUUACUAUAUUGGUUUUUGUAAUUUAGUGGCUACGCUGUUAUUUUUGACGGGAGAAAAAGCCAUUCAUCAUUUGUUUUCCAGAGACACAGCUUACGAACUUGGAUAUGCGUACGUAUCUUCAUAUAAAUGAUUUCCUAUCCUUCUGCCCCUUAACGAAAACUGUGGGAAUCAAAAUGAAGACCACUUUAUUCCUGUGAAAUAGAAGGAAGAUAAACCGUUGAAAUCAAGGUGGAAAACGUUUUUACCACUCCUUCUAAACCCUGUCAGAAUGAUAUGAUCAGAAAACAGUUACAAGAUACUUAAUAAUUCCUUAUUCUGUUAGAAAUACCCCUCUCUAAGUAAGGAUUUUAAUAACACUUUGUUCAAAAAGACCCAAAAAGCUCUGUUUAUUGAAACUUCUAGUUGCAAAAUGUUAAUCAUCAUUGAAAAAAGAGGGAGAUACUUGGAAGAACGAAGAGACGACUGUCUUUUUUUUUCUCUCCUCAGGUCUCUCUGCUCUGUGUUGGUUAUUUAUUUUUUGCUCGCGUGUUGGUCGGCUGGCAGUGCCAUUUCAAGUGGUUUAGUGGUGCCAAUGUUGUAAGUAUACAUAUCAUUAAUACUUAAGACUACAGCGUAUGUGGACUGAGUGCGGUUAUACGAAAACCAAAGUGACCAUACUGGCCAAUUGAAACAACAGAAAAUAUCUUGAGAAGCCAACGAGAGCUCAAUAAAAAGAACAAGUUAAUUGACUGAAGCGCGGGAAAAUGCGAGAUACUUAGUCGUGGUCUUAGGUUUUAAUUUGAUUGGCUGAGAGGGUGGUGGACUUUUUUUCAAGACCAACACUCAAAUCACUUAGUAAAUUAAAGAAAACUAACUGUUCCCAGAACAGUACUGUUUUCCAGACUAUUUUGUCAGCAUAGUGGAGACGAAAACUUGGCGCUAAAGGACAACAUUGGGCUAGAAGACGCACAGGGUCUCUUCCCUGGGAUUUUUUUUCCUCCAGUUUCCCUGUGGGUCCCUCUUGUAUGUUAAUUUACAGAAAAGAAUCAUAGAGAAAGAAUGUGAAUAAAAGAGAAAAAUGAAAUUGAAUGUCUUGUCCGUCAGGUUCAUAGGUGGAACAUACGGCCGUAUUAUUGGAAGAGCUAUGGUGGAUUUAUUCGGUUUCCACUCUACAGGUGGGUCAGUACAAGAAACCAAAGUCAUCUUUUAGCAUCUUGAACCGCACAACUGUCCGUGCCUUUUUCUUGCCUCUUGGGUAUUCAUUUAUCACUGGUUACUAUAGUUCAUACGAACCUAGUGCAAAGUUCAACUUACCCACCAGUUCUCUGUUGUUCCGUGGUAGACAAUCCCAGAAAGAGAAAUACAAACGUCUGAGGUUCUAUUCCUCUCUGGCGAUUCGGAUUUUCCUUCGACUCAAACUCGUGAGAAAAUGUAUUAAAUGUUCCUUCAAUGCUUCAGUAUUUUGACACUUACUGAAGGAAAAAUAUCUUCUCAAAAUUUUUUAUUGAAGCCUGUUUCUCAAAGGAGGGCAUCUGCUUGCGUCCACAGCCCCUUUUCGUGGCUACACCGUUCGUAUUUUUUAAACUUUUGGGGAUAUUUCAUUUUAGGUUACUGGGCUUGGAUGGACCCAGGAGCUUUUGCUCUCAUUGGAGCGGCGUCAUUUUUCGGUGGUGUAUCAAGACUGACCAUGUCCUUAACAGUGAUUAUGGUGAGUGUGUGAUAUUAGUCGCAGGAAGUAUAUCUAGCGUACGGGGAGCCAUCAAUCUGGGUUAAUACCGGUUUAUAUUACAGAUCUCUCUAGGGUUGAGUUUCGUGAAAUAUCGCAUAUCCCUUGUAGUCAUAUGUAAUUUGUGUGAUACUUGUUUACUCCCUACUUUUCCUUCUUUCUCAGAUGGAGAUCACAAAUGACAUUCAGUUUUUGUUACCGAUCAUGGUCGCCAUCAUGGUAGCUAAGUGGGUAGGAGAUUUUGCUACUCAUCCGUUGUACCAUGCUCUGCUGGAGUUGAAGUGUAUUCCCUUUCUUGACUCUGAGCCUGUUAUUCUUCACGAGGGAUCCAAAGCGUGAGUGGCAAAUAUUUAAACGCAAUUUUCAGUUGCAUCGAAAGUAAUCCCGAAAAGCAUUGGUCUUGCGAUAACAUGCUCUGUGAUUGGUUCAAAAAAACGCUUACCACUCUUUCAACUAAUAAAAUGUUAUCAGCGCAUUUCCGCGCUUUGGCAAGUGGCGAGAAAGCGCGGAAGGCCCAAAAGUAACGGCCUUUUAACUGUUUUAUUUCUUCUUCUCUUUGGCUCCGUGUGAAACUUUCUCUUGUUCCUUUUGGAGCUGUGAUCAGAGUGUUUUGGUUUAACGACACUCAAGUGAGGAGCACUCUGCAUCGUGUUUCGAACAAAGGAAAUAUCACUCGGAGGCCAUAGUAAAUUCAAAUUAGGAACGCGCAAACUAUCCGAAGCUCGGGAAAAUGUGAGAUAAUAGGUCUUGAUUAACUUUGGUCUUUGCAUCUGAUUGGUCGAAAGAAAAGUGCGAGUUUUCUAGACCAAUCAGAGAGAAAACUGACGUAAAACCAAUGCAAUGCGUGAUUACUUUUGGUGUCUUUAAAGUUUGUUCUUGUUUAACACUCAGUUCAGACCUCUUGUACAACGUCUGCGUAUGCAUUUACACUUUAUGGUAAGCGGUUGAUCCUGUAGGCGUAUGCAGAGGUAUAUAUGACAACGAGCAUAUUACGCCUUAGCAAAUAAAGUCAUGUAACCGGCCUGAAAUAAGGGAAAAUGCGAUUGGCCAAGGCACGAUUAGUUUUGAGUCUUUUGGCACGUUUUCUAGACCAAUCACAGAGUGUAAUGGAGCCACGCCAGGACAUUCCUAGAUUGUUCACAAUCUUAUUUAUUUAUAAAAUACACCUUAUCAACAUUUGCUUCUUGUUUUUAGGAUUAACUUAGAGUUGUUUCGAGCUGGCGAUGCCAUGUCCUCUCCUGCAAUAGUAAGUAGAUUGAUGUAUACCGUUUGGAAUGUCGCAAAAGACGAAGUGAUCUUUACAGGUUAAUUGUAAUCAAAGUUUCGACAGAAAGUAGAAUAUAAAAAAAAAUAAAUAGGCUUUGGUGAGGUUCGAACCGGUGCCUCUCAGACAUCUUUUGGGUGUUUCUAAAAACUUUGCAACGAGGACCGACUCGUUUUGGAAGCGAGGCAAAUAUUCCGCGCUUUUCCUUCAUACAGGUGUCCGAUUACAGCCAACUGUCCGAUUACACUGUCCGAUCACAACUCUACAGAAUGAUUAGUGAAAAAUAAAGCACCCUAACUCUAAGCAAUUACUACAGCGCCAAUCACAUUUGAGGAAAUUGUAAUGGUUAUGAUCAAUUUGGGUAGAGUGCGGCUUGUUUGUCAGGUCUUAACCUUAGGGACCAUGGCAGUUAUCUUCUUGAACCUGAGCGGACGGUCCUUCCAUAUCCUGACGCCUUUUUUCUCUCGUGUAUAUAAGGUUGUGCACAAAGUGGAAUCUGUGUCUCGCCUUACUCAUUUGUUGUUUGACACACCUCAUGGUGGGUAUCCUGUGGUCACUAAGACAGACGCAGACUAUGAGGUGUUCUCUGGACUGAUAUCCAGGUAAAUAUCACCAGGUUUUUUUUCUUCUUAGACGUAGGGGGAGGGGGGGAUACUCAUGUAAAAUUCAGUUGGGGAUGUGAGAUUUUUCUUUAAUCAAAACCUUGCCCUAUGUCAGAUCAAAGUAAGAGAUUUCUCUUCGCUAUUUUGCGACCUGAAAGAAUUGCGACGGUGCAAAAAAUUUUUAUCAAGCUCCAUUCUACCCCCCACUCUGCGGGUAAAACAAAACUUACCUUAUUUGAUACCCAAACACAUAAAAUCUUUGACUAAGCUUCGACGAAAAGGGGUCGGAAAAGUAUGCUUUUUUUACCACAUAUACGCAUAUGGGAUAUCGCGGGAGUGUCCGUUUCACGGUAAGGAAGAGCAGAAAGGCUCCUUAUUCCGAGAAAAUACAAGUGGUUGAAGGACCUUUGGUGGUAUACCACUCGAAAGCGCUAGAUAAUUAGUAUUAAGAAUUCAUGUAGACCCUCUUUUCCGGUGUAAUGUGAUUGGCGAAUUAAAAAAGGCAGCGUCCCGGCGCUGCGUGAGAACCCACGCCUGACACGCGCAGCCUCUGUAAGGGAAAUAUCUUGAGAUGGGCGCGGAGAGAAGAGAGAACAGCUAAUAACGGAUUUAUUUUUUGUGCUACAAGUAAAUCUACUGAGCUUGCUAUGCGUGCUAUAUGAUAGUUAUUGAACAUUUUUACUUAACCCAGAAGACUUUCGCGACUUCAUUUUUGAACUGUAUAACAUCAAUUGCCUCUGUUCACAAGUUCUUUACAGUGAAGUAAAAUUAAUGGAAUGGAGAGGCUGCACUGAGUUUACAAUGUAGAGCGUUCCCAAAGUUUGGCAGAGAUUUUUCUGAAAAAAAAGAUUUCUCCCUUCCAUCAGACUCGUAUAGACUAACCAUUGUUUAUCGCCGGGGAAGGGGUAGGAGGAUUUUGUGGGAUCACGUGGUUUUCAGGGGGGAAGGGGGGGGCUCAGUCGUUACUAACAGAGUAUAGAGGGGACUAUAGAAAAUUGACUGCCAGUAAGAAAGGAUCGGUAUUAUCCUUAAAGACCUUUGGGGGAUCAGGUAAAUUUUCUUGUGACGCAGCUAAAAUCCCCGACCCCUUCCGCCCCCGCCCUCGCUGUUAAAUAAUGACCGGUUCCUCAACACAAAAAAAAAUUUGACGGGAAGAGAUUGGGACGAGAUGGGGCGUGUAUUGACCUUUGACGCGUUUGUUCUCUCCACUUUCGCAAUCACACGGUCUUACGUACGCGCAUUGGAUGCUCCUCGAGCAAUGAAAGAUGUGCUAUCCGAUUUAUCCACAUCUCCAAAAGAAGAGAUGUUCCCUCUACACUGCUAGCACGUACAGAGUCUACUUGUGAUGAGACGGGGUGUAUGGGUGUGUACUUCGCUAUCCCUCUACGUUCUUCAGUAAGACCGUAAGAGAGAGACGUGGAAUGGAUUCAGUUUGGUGCGUUCCCAAGUUGUGGCCUUGUAGCUCAGUAGGUCGGGUUUGAAUCCUGUCAAACCUGAAUUUUUCCAGACUUCUCUGAAAUUGCUUUAUUUAAAACUCACCUGCGAGGAUCAUUACGCUACUUCUUAAUCAUUCGCAGGUGAAAAUGCUAUUUACUUUAUUUAUUAAAAAAGAGAAAACCGAUACUCAGUUCCGAAACAUCUUUUUAUUUAAAAGAUAAGAUAUUUUGUUCAAUCGCGCACAGUAAGACAGUAUGUUCCUUAAACUGUGAAAUUGGGAAAUAUAGAAUGUAACAUGAUGGUAAGGGAUUUGUGGUAAAGCUGCUUCGAAUUGAAAAUCCACUAACUUGGGUCGGUUUAGAGACUCGGGGAUCUGCGAGGAUCAUUAUAUGAGACGUAGUUUUUGUAUCAUUGUAGAUCAACAUACCAUUCAUUUGAUUUAAUUGUGAGAGAGAAAAGCGGUCCUCAAGUCCGACAAAUCAGCUCUUAUCUUUCGUACAAUCGUGCUCUGUGAACUUUUAAUUAAGGAAACCUACAGUGACAAAUGAUGGGUAAGGGAUUUUUGACAAAGAUCCAUCGAGUUGAAAAUCCAAUAACUUGCGACAGUUUAGAGGCACAAUUACGUAAUCCAAAUAAAGGGAAUUUACAUUCAUAAGCAAGAUACUUGAUAUGAAGUUUACUUUUCUCUAAACGUCAAUAUGCGUAGUGUGGGAUCCUUUUUUGAGGUCAAAUCGCAAGCCGACGUUUUACUGACCUUGAAAAACGAUUCCUAUGCAAAAACAUUGUUUCUGAUCUUUCGACUUCAUACUUAUCAAACUAAAGGGAUUUUGGAGUGACUCAGUGGUCUCACUUAAGCUUGUAUUUCACCAUUCAUCUUAAAAAUAAUUCAACGACAUUUUAUACGCGUAGACCGAGGGCAAUCUUGCCACGACCAGUGAAACCAAAUACGCGAGGAAACCUAGUAUGUCGUUUGCAUGCCGUGUGUAACAGUUCAAACUGAUUUGAUGCAUGUAGGGUCGCCCUUUGACACAUUGUCUAUUGUUUCUAAAAUCGUCGCGGUAUUAUUUUUACAUGGUCUGGGUUUUAGAUUUUAUGCCGUGCUUAGUGUCUCGAAGAUUGCACCAUCUUAAGUUGGUGUUGGUUUCUCUGGGGACAUACCUUGGUCUUGCCUGAAGUAUUAAAUUGUUAACUACGUGCAGUUACUGACUUUGGAUUGCCUGGCGCAAUGUUAAGCAAGUGACAACAAGUUCAAGCCUGCACGCACGGAGACAGCCGCCCCAAUCCGCCCCUAUCACCGCUGGUUCACUUUACUGUGCGUUCCAAACGAUUUACUUGGAAAGAAGAGCAAUAAUUAUCGCCUUAUGUGAAAGCUGGAUAGAAUUUGAAGGAGUGCAUCGAUUGUGUGCGGAAUAAUUCAACCGAGUUUAAUAUGCAAUAAUUGACUCUGUCGCGAAAGGUUCUUUGAUGUCUAGACAGCCAAGAAAAAAAAAGCCAAUUUGUUUGUUUUAAUCGUUGGAGUAAACUCGGCUUAAGGCAUGUUCCACACGACAACGACGACAAAAACUGAUGGAAGCUAUUUUAAAACGAAGAAAAAAGUCAUUUUCCUUUUAAUAUCCGGUGUGUUAUUAAUCGUCCUUGGCACUGUGAGUCUCUGCAAAGCUGUUGCAUGGAUACAUUCCAUAAUCGACUCGAAGCUUGUGAUUAAACCGAGCUCUCCUAUUUACCAGCAAUGGAGAUCACCAACUGUCCCUGUUCUAAUGCAGUUCUAUGUGUUCAAUGUAGAGAAUCCUAUGGAAAUGAAGCAGGGCAACCGUCCUUGUGUUAGUCAGAAAGGACCGUAUAGUUACAGAGUAUACCAGACGAAGGAAAACAUUACAUGGAACGAAAAUAGCACUGUAUCCUAUAACAAAUUUACCAAGUAUGUCUUCGAUGUCGAUAGCUCGUGUUCGUCUUGUAAUCCUCACACUGAUAAUGUCACGCUCCCAAACAUACCGCUUGUUAUUCUUUCCCAAGUUUCAAAAAAAUAUUCCGGUGCAUCUUUGAUAUUCAGCAUGAUUUUCGCUCGUUUCAAGGAAGAGUUCUUCAGGGUUAACACAGUUGAAGAGUUACUCUGGGGAUACAAAGAUCCCGUGUUUGAGUUUUUUGCUGACCUCAAGCGAAAAUUUCAUUUGUCUUUCCUUCCGGAUAUUGAUCCUAUAUUCCGAAUGAUGGAGAAUAAUACUUACGAUGGCGUUACAACCACUUACACUGGAGCAUCAGAUAUCAGCCGUGCUGCAGUUUGGACUCGAUGGAAGGGAAGAUCUGAUGUAGGUUUGUGGAAAUCUCGUUGGGCAAACAUGUUCAAUGGAAGCGAUGGCAUGCAAUUUCCACCUCAAACCAGUACAGGAGACAUUCUCUAUGCGUUUUACGUACAACUCUGCAGGUCCAUGAGCUUUGUUUUUGACUCUCACACAAAUAUUGAUAGUGUGAAGACAUUGAGAUUUACGAACCCAGAGGAACUGUGGCAGAACGCGAGCGUGAACCCGGCCAACAAAGGCUUCUGUCCCAAUGGAUGUUUUCCAAGCGGCAUUCUCGAUGCAAGUGUUUGCAAAGGCCCCUCUGCCGGUUCCGUACCAGCCAUUGUGGCGUCUCAACCGCAUUUUUAUCAAGGCGAUCCAUCUCUUGUAAAAAAUGUUGAAGGCCUUAACCCAGUCAAAGAAGAACACGGCACCUUCUUUGACAUUGAACCAAAUUUUGGCCUUCCUCUUCACCUGAGUUUACGGCUUCAACUCAACUUGAAUAUUGAACAUGUAAAAUUCCUGGUGCAAAUGGCCGGUGUAAAGGAGGUGAUCUUGCCCAUAAUGUAUUUUAACAACACCGUGAAAGUGGAUGCGUCGUCUGCGAACAAAAUGAAGAGUGUAUUGAUUGCCAUGAAAGCUGUCCCUUUUGUCUCUGUAGCGUUGAUUUGCAUCGGAAGUAUUGAAGUUGUUGUUGCCAUUUGUUGCAUUAUAUCCAAGAAAUUGAAAUAUAAUAAGCAUGCAAUUCGCGGAUUGUCAAGCUUAAACAGCGAAACAGAGCCACUUGUUACUUCAAGGAGAUAAAGUUCAAUGGAUAAUACCGAAUAUUUUCGUUACGUCUCCGUAUGCACUGACAAUCGCGUGUUUUCAACCUUUCUAACUACCUUUAAGGGGAAAGGGGUAGGCCGUGCAUGGGGGGAGAACCCCCUUCACGGUCGUACCCUAGUCUCCUUCGUUUGCACUUUGAUUUCCUUCUUCCUACCUCAGUUGUGAGACAAUUAAAAAUCAAAUGACUCCCAAAUGUUGGUCUUGAUGCAUUUCCCUUCCGUUUGUUACCUAUUGUUUCUAUUCCCCUCCCCCUCCAAAUUUCCUGUAACAGUUUCUUGUUCAAACUUCAGCUCUUUGUAUUUCUUCAAUGUCACAUUACUGGAGGGAAGGGGGUGGGGGGAAAGGGCGGGAUGAUGACCAACACACCGAAUUGAUUGGCUAACUACCCUAUUUAUCGAUUAAGCGCUUAACCGAUCGGUUUCCAGUCUCCUUCGUAGCUUCUCUUUUCGAUGUCACGUAGCGCUUCCCCAUAAACCAUUGACAUCCCAUAGAGACUAAUAGAUUGCUCCUUUAAAAAAAAUGGCCCGGGUAUGCGGUUGGUUGGGUAAAUGUUUGAUUGAUUCAUAAGGUUGACUGAUUCACCGAUCGUAAAGCAUAUGAAUUGACAGCGUGAAAACUUGAAAGCGAGCCAAGAAUAUGCAACUCUGCACUUGCCAGUUGUUCUUCACAAUUGUCAUUUGUUUUGCAUAUCUGAAAAUCAGGGGCGGCAUGUGCGCAGUGAAAGCUUGAAAGAUUUUGCAAAGCCACUGACAGUGGUUCUAAUUACAUCCGAAGGGUCUAGUAAAAUUUCUUAUACAGAAAUGACCAUGAAUAUUUCUAGGAAUAAAAUAAAAAAAUGUUGUAGAAUUGAUUAAACCUAUUGUGCUACGAAUAAUUAGCUACUGUUUUCUCUCACAACGGCGAAACAAAACAACCCCACCUACAACAACACUAAGAACAAAAACACCAUGAUGGAGCUUUGGAUGUACAAUUAGGUGUUGAUAUUGAAUUAGGUGCUGAUAUUGUAAGAGUCAAUAUUGUUGCUUUGCCUAUUUUUGAGGAGUUGGGAGCUAGUCCUGGGAUGUCCGAGAGUGAUUGGCAUGUUAAGUCUCCUGGGAUUUCUUAUUACAGUCAGGAAGAAAGGUUACGAGAAAGCAGAAAGAUAUCUACCCAACCCUUUAACUCCCAAGAUCUCAAGAGUAAUUCUCUUUACUGUCUGACAUAUAGUUCUUAUGAUGUCAAUUUGGAGAAUUUGGCAUUGGAUCAACUAAUAAUCCCCUAAUUUAUAUUUUACUUUAUUCUCUUCUCUUCUAUGCUUGAUAUUGUAUUGAUAUUGUAAGGAGAAAUUCUCUCACUCAUGGGAGGGAAAGGGUGAAGAGUAUGGUCUCUAAAAGAUCAGAUCGUGGGUAUGAAAGAGUGAAUCGGCGAUAAGGUAGUAUGUAAACCUCGGCUGUGAAGUCCACAGGGGAGUUCUUUGACCUCUUUGGUACGAAGGUAGCUUUUACUGCAGAAUAUUUUGUGGUAAAUUGAGUUAAAAAUAUCUUAUUUGUCCUACAGAAACGAAAUCAUGGUACUUUUGUCUCGAGAAGACAUCUUUUCCUCCCGCAAUAAUUUAUCUCUGCACGAAGAAGAGCUUGACGUGAACAGGUUGGAUUACUACCAGGUGAACACCAGGAAUUGCAGAUCAAACGCAUCAGUUAAACGAUUAAACACGUUAAUUACAUAAAACAAUAAUUUCACCACGAACAAGAUAAUUAUGCAUAAGGAUUGUUCAUUACCGAGGGAAAAAGGAAACAGUUUUGUCCCCCACGAGGGGUCAAAUUGGUUUUCGUGUUCGCAUGCUUCUCCUCAGAGCCACAGAUAAAUCAAUUAGAUCAUUGAGUUAGACCAUAACCUACAGGCACGUUUAAUAAACGUUCUGUCUACGGCUAGGAUUAGCAAUAGUGGAAGUCUAGUCUGUGUUAAUUCAGUAGCAAAGAUGGUGAUGUGAUUUUUUAUCUUGCUGCUUUUAUUUUUUUUUUUUAUCUUGAGUUCGAUUCCUCGCGGGGGGACCUGGAUUUGUUUGUUGUUCCACAUUUAUGAUCAAACUAGUGACAGUUUUUUUCGUUAAUCGUUUAUCAACUGAUGAAAUACCAUCGAAUAUACAUUUUGCAAUACUGUAAGAUAAGUUUGUACACGGCUAACUUUCUUUCUAGCGUAGUGUUUCCACUGAAUUCCUUCUCUCCAUGCUGUUGUAGAUGCACCAGGGGUAUCAUCGUGAUGCUGAAGGACUAAAUGCCCAGUUGGAGCGUUACGCUGGGGAGCCGCGUUUCCAAGAGAUUUUUAUUGAUCUGGUAUGUAACGCAUUCAAAAAGAUUAUUGUCAACCGUGUAGAGUUACAAAAAGAGGGCAUAUUGACGUGUUUUCCUGCUCUCAGCGACAGUAAGAUGUCACUUGGUUACAUCGCAAAUAUCUUUACUUGUUAUCAGGGCUUCUAUUCAUUCUCUUGUAAGUUAAACGUUUUCGGAAUUAGAAGGCCAUUUGAUGGGUUUUUCCUGCUCUUAGCUAUACUAUCACAUUACCUUUCUCCGUUCAGGAGUGACAGUGGGUACUGGCAAAUUGUCGAGGAAACAUAGCAAAGAAUUGGUUAUUACGUGAGAUGGAGACCAUCCAACCAAGGGAAAGGUUCAGUAACCUUACGCGCUUCAUGUAGCGAAAACCGGGAUAAGCUCUGGCCUUUAUUGGCGAUCGUUUCGUUGUUAAGACUAAACAAACUUUAACAGUGUUAUUUUCUCUGUUUUAAUUAUUUCCAGUCUCCUUAUGUGAACCACUCGGCCCCAACUGUUCAGGAGACAUUCUCUCUUCACCGAACGUAUAUUAUAUUCCGAACACUAGGGUUGAGGUAUGUGGUAGUCUAGAAUUGAAAUAUUUCAACUAAUAUGAUUAAGCCUAUUCAUCUCUUCACCGUUUGGAAAAUUUAAAAGUCAGUGAGCUAUCUCCUCCUUUACCCGCCGGGCCUGCCCCCUACCCCGAGAACUUACUGAUGCGCUUACGAUAUCUCGGUACGAAAAACUUAUUUGGAUUAACUUUGUAUGAAUUCUCUUUCUUUUUCACAGGCAUUUGACGGUUGUAGACCAAAAGAAUAGGUUUGUCGUAAACUAUAAAACUAAUUUCUUUUCUUCUUAGCCGAGUAUGACUAUCAUCAGCGACACAAUUUUUUUUAAAAUUUUGCAUUGUCAGAUGUAGAAGUUUUUCCAGCUUUUUUGUCAAAUGAAUUGCGUCUUGCGUUUCGCCUAAAACAAGGCAUCAGAAUUUCGUCACCUAAUCGGUUUUUUCCUUUAUUGUUUAGUUGUUUCCUCGUUAUCUUAGUUUUUCCAGCAGAUAAAUUGGUUAGAACAUAUAAUCCUUCCAAAAUAUUUUCCGUAAGAGACAUCGCCGCCUCCUGUGCAUCGUAAUAAAGAAUUCAGUUGAAUUUUAACAGUUUGCUACUUUCAAUCUGCUUUGAUUUUUUCUAUCGUCGGCCAUCUUUGUGUCUCUGUAGCUCCAUUACGGUGCACCGCGUUGAAGUUCAUCUAAGUUACUCUAAUCUUUUGUCUUGCCUUAGGGUGCGGGGAAUAAUUACGCGUAAAGACCUCAUGGGAUUCCAGAUGGAGGAACGAAUUCACAAGUGUCUUCACAACCCGCACCAGGCCCAAGAAAUGCAGUCACCGAGCUCUUCAUCAGGGCACCGGCCGAGCGUAGAGGCUUGAAGCGACUCCUGUUAAUUUUCAGUUUGAUCGAUUGGACUAGACAUUUCGCGUUUGGUUCGCGUUUGCGAACCACCUUAACAGUGGAUCAGUCACAGGCAAAUCUAAAACCAAUCGCGACCUUAUGACUCACGUUUUCUUGCGCCUCACGAAGUUGGGUCGUUUUUAACCAGAUUUUUUCCAUUGACGCCUAUUGAUAUUUUCCUUCGUUUUGAUUGGCUGUUGCGAUUACUUCGUUUUCGGUUUUUCUGCGCAGCCAAUCGACAAGUGUGCUAAUGAUGCAAACUUGUUCUCCUUACAAAUUCAUCACUGCGAAAACUAAGGGAAAGUUUAGGAAUCAAAUUUGGAAACCUGUCCCUAAGGAAUUAGGCUGACAAGAGGAAGGAAUAAAGUAAGCUGAUGCUACAUUUACUUUAGCAAAGUUUGCUUGUCCAAUGACAGUUCACACACCCGUAGGUGAUCAAUAUAUCGUGUUUUCUGAUUGAAGGGUUUAAGUAAGAGAGGACGUUGUUCUUAGUGUUUUCCUUUGAAAAGCAAUGGAAAGUAUCAUGUACUCUUUAUUCGUAAGGUUGUUCAACUUGUAGACAAAACUUGAAAUGACUAUGGCCAACGCAUUGAUGUAAUUUGAGAUUUAGUAAUGGAUAGAUAUUUUGAUAUUUUUAUUAGUUUACUCUGAGAUUGGUCUAAAAAUGUUGUAUUAGUCGUGAAAAACUGGCAAAAUUAUUUUUUUAAGAUUUAGAAAAGUUUAUAAUAUCGCCAGGUAUUUACUGUUAUACCUGUUUUACGAAAGAAAGAAAAAUAAGAAUUGAAUAGUUGAAAAAGUGAAUUAUGUUUAGAGUUAUUUUAUCUUGUAAGUUUUACACAAACGAAAUCAUACUUUUUCU
Molecule: messenger RNA, 21034 nt
Organism: Pocillopora meandrina
Lineage: Eukaryota; Metazoa; Cnidaria; Anthozoa; Scleractinia; Pocilloporidae
Source: the annotation of a GenBank genome assembly